Messenger RNA from Eimeria maxima, 1701 nucleotides. RefSeq names its product Rhoptry kinase family protein ROP21, putative. Bases 1 to 1701 code for a protein of 566 amino acids. The transcript has 7 exons. Lineage: Eukaryota; Apicomplexa; Conoidasida; Eucoccidiorida; Eimeriidae. The record is from RefSeq and is a predicted model, not a curated record.
AUGGGUGUCUCCUUUUGGGGCCUAGCCAGCCUUAAGGAAGGGUUUGCUGCUGCUGCUGCUGCUGCUGCAGCAGCAGCAACCAAGAGUUUUGGCUAUGAUUUAGUAACAGUCCCCUCUAGUGGGGCCCCCCAAGAGGAGACAGCAGCAGCAGCAGCAACACCUGAGCAGCAACAGCUGCAGCAGGAGCAGCAGCAGCAGCAGGAGGAGCUUGUCUCCCGUAUAAUUGCCUUACUUGAUCUGUCUCUUCCUGAGCGUAUUAAGGCAGCAGAAGCAGCAGCAGAGGGACAAGAUGAGUUGGGGGCCCCUGGGGGCCCCUUUGCUUUGUUGCCCCCUUCUACCUCUGUACCCGAGGAGGCAUUGCAUGCACGCCUGCAUGCGCUGCACGGUUUGGGGCUUUAUGAAGAUUUCCCUAUAAUGGAGGGGGGCCCCCCUUAUCCUGAUUCGUUGCUGCACCAAGGUGUCUCCCCAGCUAUGGAGGGGGCCCCCGAGGACUCUCUUGAGGGGGCCCCCGAUGACUCUCUUGGGGGCCCCUCUCUUGACUCUAUUGAUUUGCCCCCAUUGGACCCUCUAGAGGGCCCCAUCCAGUACCCUUUUCCUGAUCCCUCCCAGUACCCUUUUGAGGGGCCCCCCGUGGACCCAUCAGAGGAGACGAACCCUGAUGAGGGGCCCCCUCCUCUUUCUUUAGGUUUAUCUACACGAAGACUGGGUACCGAUGUCCCCCCUAGGGGCCCCCCUGGUAGGGGCCCCUCUACAACAAAAAGGGGACAGCAGCAGCUGCCUACAGGGGCCCCCAAUAUGGACGCAGCGGGGGGCCCCCAAGGGCAACAGCCUUACAAUGGAGAGAUGUGGGGAGGAGCAGCAGGUAUGGAUGGUGCAGCAGCAGCAGCAAUAGCAGGUGGCUCAGCACCAGCAGGAGGAGGAGGAGUAGGAUUAGCAGCAGGUGCCCCAUUAUCCUCUCGUGUAUUCCCUUAUACAACUGCAGCAGCAGCAGCAGCAGGAGGAGCAGCAGGAGGAGCAGCAGGAGCAGCAGGAGGAGCAGCAGGAGGAGGAGAAGGAGACAAAAAAGCUCCUCAUGAAUACUACGCAGAGAGCAAGAAGUGUCUCCAAAUAAAAGGUCUCCGUUGGUCCCCUGAUCCAAGAGUCUUACAUCCUCAUCUAUUACAGGAUCUAAUUGGAGACACUGUUACACCUGAACUCUCUAAAGAAAGGGCCUUAUGGCAAGAAGCGUAUGGUUUUAAUAAGGAGAUAACAGUGACGAGUGCAGCAAGAAGAGGAGGAAGAUUUAAAUUAGUGUUUACGGAUGUAUUAGGUGCAGGAGGAAUAGGAGUUGUACUCUCGGCAAUAGAUAUAACAAAUAAUCGUCGUUUAGCUGUAAAAGUCUGCAGAUUAAGGAAUAGGAGCAGGAGGGGCCCCCAGUAUGACCAAGAUGUACUCAAGAGGAGGGUACAGCAAGAAAUAUCCUUAUGGAGACAUGUACCACCAGGACUAGAUGUACAACAAUGGGCAGAAAUAUCUCAAGUAGUAAUACCAUUAGAUUUAAUAGAGCCAAUAGAUAAGAUUGUCGCCUCUCAUGGAGACACCAUUGUUUAUUCACAAGAAUGGGUUAUAUUUGAUGUAUUUGCAGGAGAUCUUCUUAGUAUAAGCGAGAUAUGGAAGGGACGAAUGCCCGUCAGAAUUGAAGUCACUAAACAGGUUAUGUAG